UUUGUAAAUGUCCUGAAUAGUGGGAAGUUCACAUCUACAGAUGUGCUGGGCUGUCCGCACCACUCUCUGCAGAGUCCUGCGACUGAGGGAAGUACAGUUCCCAUACCAGGCAGUGAUGCAGCCAGUCAGUCUUAACCCCUAUAGAAAGUUAUUAGAAUUUGGGGGGCCCGUACCAAACUUCUUCAACCAUCUGAGGUGAAAGAAGGGCUGUUGUGUCUUUUUCACCACACAGCUGAUAUAUACAGACCACGUGAAAUCCUUGGUGAUGUUUAUGCCGAGGAACUUGAAAGCCGUUCACCCUCUCAACCCAGAUCCAUUGAUGUCAAUAGGGGUUAGCAUGUCUCUAUUCCUCCUGUCGUCCACAACCAGCUCCUUUGUUUUUACGACAUUGAGGGAGAGGUGGUUUUCUUGACACCACUAUGUCAGGGUGAUGACUUCCUUUCUGAAGGCUGCCUCAUUAUUAUUUGAGAUUAGGCCAAUCAGUGCAGUGUCAUCAGCAAAUUUAAUUAGAUUGGAGCUGUGGGUGGCGCCACAGUCAUGGGUAUACAGAGAGUAAAGGAAGGGGCUUAGUACACAGCCCUGAGGGGUAGAGGUGAGGGGAGCCCACUCUUACCACCUGCCAGCGAUCUGUCAGGAAGUCCAGGAUCCAGCUACACAAGGCAGGGUGAAAGCUGAGGCAUAGGAGGUGACAGGUGGAAGGGGUAAAGGGCUGAAGGAGGAGGAAUCUGGUAGGAGAGGACAGUGGACAUAACAGAAGGGGAAAGGGCACCAGAGGGAGGCGAUGGGCAGACAAGGAAAAGAGAAAGGGUGAGAGGGGAACAAUAAUGGGGAAUAGGAUAGAGAGAAGGGGAGGACAGAGAAAUUGAUGUCCAUCGGUUGGAGGAUACCCAGAUGGACUAUGAGGUGUUGCGCCUCCAACCUGAGUGUGGCCUCAUCGUGGCAGUAGAGGCGGCCACGGACUGAUUGUUGGAAAGGGAAGUUGAAUUGAAAUGGGUGGCCACCUCAUAUUCUGUCUGAGUAGCCCCCAACCUGAUUCUCCAACUCAAAGUAAUUUCUCACCCCUCCCCUUUCUGGUUCCUCUCUCAUCCCUUCUCUCCUCACCUGCCUAUCACUUUCCUCUGGUGCCCUUCCUCCUUUCCUUUCUUCCAUGAUCCACUGUCCUCUCCUAUCAGACGACUUCUUUCAAACCCUUUACCUCUUUCACCUAUCACCUCUCAACUUCAUUUCCACUUAUCCACCUUCCCCUGACUUGGUUUCACCUAUCACCUGCCAGCUAGUACUUCUUCCCCUCCCCUUCCCUCACCUUCUUAUCUGGCUUCUUCCCUUCCUUUCCAGUUCUGAUGAAGAAUCUGAGCCUGAAACAUCCACUCUUUAAAACUGAAGCACUAUCUAAUUCUAUCACGGCACUGAUCUAAAUCACCAGGCACACUUUUCAUUCUUUAAAUCAAGUGCAAACCCAAUAUAUCUGAAAUCAACUUCAAACACCCAUUUUCUUUCCGUUUCUUUCACAAAGCUUUCCUUUAGGAGUUGUUGUAAUUAUUUCUCCUCUUCCCAAGAAUUUUGUUAUACUUUUGCAAUUCAGAUGAAAAGCAGCAUAAUUGAUACACUUCUCAGAUAAUCUAUUUUAACCUUUUGGUUUUAUUUUUAAGAUUUUUGCGUUCACCUCAUGUAGUUAAAAUGAUUCUUUUUCUGGUCUAUAAUAGUUGAGUACAUUGCUGCAUAAUUUUCUGUUGAAGUGACUAUAGCAGCUUUCAUAAUUUGUUAUUUCAUAUUUAGUCUUCAGUUAUCUUACAUGAUAGUUUGGGGACAAUGAAAACGCUACAGCAAAAAAGUACAAGAAAAUGGGAACAGAAAUAGGCCACAGGCCCCUCAUGACUGAUUGACUUCCCAUCUGUGCCAUAAGACCAUAAUUUUUCAAAUAACCAUAUAACUAUUUAACUUGUCGUAUAAGUCAAAAGGUGGAUCUUAUUCAAUCACAAUGUUGAAUCAAGAUUUAUAUUUUGAAGUCAUGAAAAUUUAAGUAUUUCAGAGAAAAAUGAAUGUGGAAGAGAAAAAUAGCCGUAAAGUGAAAAAGUCCUUUGUUGCAAAACCUUCAGAAGAAAGUAAAAUACUUGAAGAAGAUGAAAAUCAAGAAUGUGACCCUGAAGGGAUUGCUGACUUUGCAAACUACUUCAAUCAACUUGAUUUAUUAGAGACACAUAGACAUCUGAUACCUGUGGGAACACACAGUUUGUGGCAUGGAGAGUCCGAUGAUGAAGAGGAGGAAGCUGAAAAUGAUGCUUAUUUUAAAGUGAAAGAGAAAGAGCUGGAAAAUGACCCAGCAAAUCUAUUACUUUGGGCAUCUGAGAAAAACCAGGUUUCUAUAGUAAGCAGACUUCUCUCAGAAAACCCAGGUCUUGUUAAUGUUAAAGACGAUGACCACUACACACCACUUCAUAGGGCUGCCUACAGCGGUCAUAUUGAGGUGGUUCGGAAGUUGAUAGCUCAAGGAGCAGAUGUGCAUGCUCGUACUAUAGAUGGCUGGACACCAUUGCACAGUGCUUGUAAAUGGAACAAUGCAGAAAUAGCUUCAUUUCUUCUGCAGCAUGAUGCAGAUGUCAAUGCCCAGACUAAUGGUUUACAUACAGCAUUACAUCUUGCUUCAGGAAGUAAAGACACCAAGGAAGUUAUUGAAUUGUUGUUAAUGAAUCACUACAUCAAUUCUGAUCUAAAAAAUAACUUGGGUGAGACAGCCUAUGAUAUUGCUUGUCGAACAAAUAUUCAUUAUUACCUCUUUGAAAUUGCAGAACACUGCACAAAUUCAGUACCUGGGCCAAAAUGACUCACUUUAAAGUACAGUCACCUAAACACAAACCCACGGUCAUUUUUAUUGGGUGGAAAUUAGGUACAUCUCUAAGUUUAAAUUAAUAUUGUAACUGUUACAAUAUCAAUAUGAAAACCAUCAAUUUCCUAUUUACCCAUAAAUUAGUGUUUAGUCAACUUAUUGAAAACGUGUUGCUAUUUUUGGUGAAAAGAUAUAACUUUUUUUGAAGUUAGUGUCUUUUACUCUGUUGUAAUGAGUUGAGUAAAAUAACCCAGCUACUUUCCAUUAGCUGUAAUAUUACUCUGAUCUGAAUCCUUUGCUUCUUCCAUGCUGUAGUAUCAGAUUUUCCAUCUAUGUAGCUUGCAAAAUUCUAAAACGCUAAGGGAGAUGUUAGAGCAUUGAAACAAAAAUCAGUGUGUUACUUACAGUAAGUUGGGAUUUCCAUUGGUAAGGUGAAAAGGAAGUAAUUUUAGUGGAAUGCCUGAGAGAAAUAUUGGAUAUGUGUAUAUAAUAUUACACUGGAGACAAGCAUUUACUGUUGCACUAUUAAUGUUACUGGGACGCUUGCCCUAAAGGUUCCCAGCACAAGGAAAAUGCUGAAAGCUGGUGAUCAAAUUUUAAGCUGGUCACAAAAAUGCCCACAAAUGGAUGUGAUUUUACUCUCCUGCAAGUUAAACCUGUUUGUAAGUGAACAAUGCUUUCUUUCAUCAUUGUGUGAAGGAAUUUCUUGGCCCCAGUAUCUAAUAACAUAAAAGAUGCAGGAGUAGGCCAUUUGGCCCACUGUUACCGCUUUGAUAUGGCUGAGAUUUGCAGUUAAGUGUCUUCAGUUUUGCUGGAGCUAUUGAUGCAUUUGUAAGUUGUUUGCUGCAGACUAGGCACAGUGAAAUAGGGGUUAAUAAAAUAUUUUGAAAAAGGCAUAAUGAAUAAAUAAACAGGAAAACCACAAAAAAUACAAAAACUUCACAAUACAAUAAACUUCUACACAGUCCAACAGCAAAGCGGCAGGCUAGCAGCUGAGUCACAGUGCAUAAAAAUUCCUCCUUUAGAAUGAAAAUUUCACUCCAGUUUUCUACUACACUGGUAGUUUGUUCGCUCCCAUAAGUUGGUCGGCAGCAAGCAAGGGGAAGUUGGGAGGAGUGGGGGGGCUGAUGUCACAGCUCAAGUUGGGCAAGUCCAUUCAAUGCUCAGAAAACGCACUUCAUGCUCCUCGUCAGCCUACCGUCCUCCCCUCCAUGCAAUACGCUGAUCCCUAAUUAUCAAUGGCCUCCCUUCUGUGCAAUACAGCACUCACUAAUUAUCAGCCUACCAUCCUCCCCUCUGCAAUAUAGCACUCACCAAUUAUCGGCCUACCGUCCUCCCCUCUGUGCCAUACAGCGCUCACCAGUUAUCGGCCUACCGUCCUCCCCUCUGUCCCAUACAGCGCUCACCAGUUAUCGGCCUACCGUCCUCCCCUCUGUGCCAUACAGCGCUCACCAGUUAUCGGCCUACCAUCCUCCCCUCUGUGCCAUACAGCGCUCACCAGUUAUCGGCCUACCGUCCUCCCCUCUGUGCCAUACAGCGCUCACCAGUUAUCAACAGCCUCCCCAUUUCACAUCAAAAACUAAGAAUAAGCAUGGUCCUACUGCGCACUGCCAUACUGGACUGAAUGACCACUCAGUCACUGCCCACCACUGCAAGCGUGAAGUUCAAAAAACAAUGUUUUAUUUCUUUUAUCACGAUUUCUCGGGGAAUCCCUAGAGACCUCGCAGAAACCCUGCUAGAUAUCAACUGAUUAUUGGCAUAAAGUUCAUGGCUAUUUUAGUUACUCAUCACCUGGCUAGAGCUGAUCAAUGUUAGAAAAGGUUUGAUGAUCCCGUUAGAAGAUCAGGAAAGUUCUGCUGUUUUCCUACCAGUUAAAAAUAGGUGUUGCUUGAGUUUCUCUAAAUGUCUAGGAAAAUGUGAUGAGUUCCGAGUAUACAUCUCCCCAGUUUUGCAAAGGUUGAAUGAGUCGGUUUGCUGGGAAAGCUCCUGUUCCUUGCUACGUGGUCAUCAGGUAGUUUUCCUGCUCUCUGGACGUUGUUCAUCCCUAGAUGUGGAAUAAAAUUAUGGAAGCAAAAAUGGCCCAAAAUUUCCAGUACCAAAGACCUAUGUCUGAGUAAAAAUAGUGGUCUCGUACAGAGAACAUUUCUUUGAACAAAAUCAAGAUUAAGCCACUUGGAACGGCACAAUAGAAAACUUUGUAUUGUCCAAAUACCUGAAUCAUGGACUUGUUGAAACUACUGAUGGUGCGGAGCAAUGUUCCCUCUAAUUUUUUUUACAGUUGCACAGACCAACCAUUGCUCUAAGCAGGAACUUAUUACAUGGCCUGAAAAAUAUGCGGCACUUGGAAUGUUUUUUUCCUGUAAUAUGUGUACUAGGAUUAUUUAGAAUGAAAAUCUAUAUAUUAUGUACUUCUAUUUAUUAAUUGAAGGGUAUAAUGAAAUACAGUACAAAGAAAAUCUCAUUUUUCAUAAACUUAAACUUAGAUGGCAUCUCCGUUCAGCGGGCCGGCAGUUUGUCAACAAUGAGCUAUCGAAUUCUAUUCUAUGUUUAUUGUUACAAUUUGUAAUAUUGUUGUAACUUGAAACCCUGACAAUAUAAAUACUCUGAAAAGUAAAGGUUUUGGU
Mobula hypostoma (lesser devil ray) is the source of this 5448-nucleotide messenger RNA. RefSeq names its product ankyrin repeat domain 49 (gene ankrd49). The record is from RefSeq and is a predicted model, not a curated record. Gene Ontology annotation, molecular function: protein binding. The transcript has 3 exons. The coding region runs from base 2036 to 2821 and encodes 261 amino acids. NCBI's taxonomy places the organism in Eukaryota, Metazoa, Chordata, Chondrichthyes, Myliobatiformes, Myliobatidae. Gene Ontology annotation, biological process: positive regulation of DNA-templated transcription.